GGGCUGUAACAGUUGGCUAGAAUACCUAACUGCAUCUUCUGGCAGUACAAUGGAACCUGACACGAUGGGGCCACAACCGACCACGGGCGAAGCAGGAGAGGAGUACAGGGCAUCGCCCGAUCGAGCACUGAGGGAUCUGAAGGAACGAAUUAGGCAAGAAGCACCACUGAGAUGGGCUGACCAAACCAAUGACGGAGGGCCCGACAUGAGAGGCGAACCAGUUGCGACAGAGCCGCAGGAGGCUCUAAAGACGGGUACCUCGAGCGGACGACRAGAAGCGACGAGGCGGCGCUUCCCCGAGUACGAGCGGAGGGACACCAUAGCGGACAGGUACAAAGAUGACUGGAAAGAGAAUUUGAGGGAUUCCUAUUGGAGGGACAGAGAUAGAGACAGGGCGCCGCCCAGGCGAGUCUUCGACCCCCAGACAGGGGAGUCACAUCCGCUCCCUUACGAGAGCAAGAACCGCUAUAUUAUUACGCACAAGGUCUCAGAGCCUCCUGCCUUCAGGGUUUAUGGUAUCACAGAAUAUCUGGAGAAGUGGGAGCUUCACGCCAGCCGGAGUCAGUGGUCGGAGGAAGAGAUUAUAGAGAACUUCCUAUUUAAUGUGGACCCAUGUCUCGGUAGGGAAGUUAAGGAAGCUCGACCGAAGGAUGGGAAAUGGACUUCGUACAAGAAGAAUCUCGUUGAACUUUACAAACUGGAGGACAACAAGUAUUCCAUUAAGGACCUUGAAACAAUGACUCAAGAUGACGAUGAGAGCGUACGGGCAUUUGGGAUGCAUUUCCAGAAGAUCUCCGACAUGCUGAUGAAGAAGGGGAAGAUCUCAGAGGUCGAGCGCUGUACUAUCUUUAUCGGAUACUUGUCCAAAGACGACAGGACAUCUACUCCCAGGAACUCAUGCGUCUACUGUAGAGGAGAAGAUCAUAUCAAGAGGGAUUGCCCGGACCUCAAACGGGCAAUAGAUGACGGACUUGUCGUGCUUGACGACCGCAAGUACGUCAAGUGGGCAGAUGAUCUGGGAGAUGUAUCGAUGUUCCCUUCGAUGAAGGAGAAUGUCGAAGCAAGGAGAAUAAAGACGAGUAAAGGAAUGGAGCCGGUCAGGAGCCAGAGCAUCAAGAUAAUCUUUGAGGGGGAUAUCGCGACCACACCCAUAAGGGUGGCAGCCACCAAGUCGGCAAGAGGGUCUACAUCGAAGAAGACUGACACGGAUUACGUGAUGACGGAGAAGGACGGGCAGCGGGUCGAUGGAGAGGAGGUUAUCCUUUCGCCGCGAAAGAGGGGACUGAAGAAGUUCUUAAUGAAGAGUUCGUUGGACGAGAUUGACACGGUUCAGCCACUGAGGCGGGCCCUUCGGCAACCAAUGCAGUGCUCUAUUCUGGAGUACCUGGCGGCAUCGAAGCCGGCUCGUGAUGAAUUACAGAUGAUCAUGCGGAAGACUCGCAUACCUCUAUCAGAGGAGGGUCAGGGGGCCCCUAAAGCGGAAGCUUCUACAGUAGCAGUAACGGGGGUGACUGCCAGAGCAGAACGCAUGGCGACAGUCCUUCUCGAUGGGAUGGAAGGUGUGCCUCGAGACAAGUUUUAUAUACUUGGUAGCGGGGCCGUAGAGACGAUUGUAAACGAUGGAGCGAUACUCGAUGCUGUGAUUGAUAACGGCAGUGAGGCUGUCAUCAUAGACGAGGACCUGGCAGUACAAGUUGGACUGGGCCUCGAUAGGUCAUACCUAUUCGAGAUAGAGACGGCUGACGGGAGAAAACAACAGAUCACUGGGGUUUGUCACAAGGCAGCCAUAGAGGUCCAAGGGGUAAGAGUGACUCUGUCUGUCUUUGCAGUCAAGAACUGCAGCUCCGACCUGCUCUUGGGUCAAACGUGGUAGAGCCACGUGCAUGCGGUGACAAUAGAGCGACCUGAUGGGAGCCAAACAUUGUCCAUUAGGAAACCAGA
Molecule: messenger RNA, 1941 nt
Organism: Chara braunii
Lineage: Eukaryota; Viridiplantae; Streptophyta; Charophyceae; Charales; Characeae
Source: the annotation of a GenBank genome assembly